AUGCCCGGCGCCGUCGAAUCUCCUGCCGCCGCCAUCCUCAACCACUCUGCCACGCCCUACAACUUCCGCUUCUCGCCAUUUCUUCGACAAACGUACCAGGUCGGCCUGUCUCCCGACCGGCCAAUAUGCAAAGCCUUCCAGUCGGGCCACUGCCCCAACGGCACACGAUGCCCCGAACGUCACGUCUCCGAUUCCAAGACGUCGCAGCCGAGUGGUGGUCUCAACUCACUCGUGUGUAAACAUUGGCUGCGUGGCCUGUGCAAGAAGGGCGAGCAUUGCGAGUUCCUCCACGAGUACAACCUUCGAAAGAUGCCAGAGUGUAAUUUCUUCAUGCGAAACGGGUAUUGCUCGAACGGUGACGAAUGCCUGUACCUGCACAUCGAUCCCCAAAGUCGGCUGCCACCCUGCCCUCACUACGAUAUGGGGUUCUGCCCCCUCGGACCCAACUGUUCAAAGAAGCACGUGCGUAGGAAGCUCUGUGUGUUUUACCUGGCGGGUUUCUGUCCUGAUGGACCUGAAUGCAAGGAAGGCGCCCACCCGAAGUGGUCAAAGGACCUGGAGAAGCCAACCCUCAAGUCAGAGGAGAAGAAAGACGACGACAUGCGGAUGGAUUCUGCGCAGGAUGAUAUGGACAGGUCACGCGACCAACAGAGAGAUAGAGAUCGCGAUGAUGGAGGCAGACACAGAGGAGGUCAUGGCAGUCAUGGUGGCCGAGGCAAAUGGCGAGGAAGAGGCCGUUACCGCGGAAGAGGUCACUAA
Messenger RNA from Fusarium mangiferae, 759 nucleotides. RefSeq names its product putative protein of the 3` processing complex. The transcript has a single exon. Bases 1 to 759 code for a protein of 252 amino acids. The record is from RefSeq and is a predicted model, not a curated record. Gene Ontology annotation, molecular function: RNA binding; metal ion binding. Lineage: Eukaryota; Fungi; Ascomycota; Sordariomycetes; Hypocreales; Nectriaceae.